Messenger RNA from Spizellomyces punctatus DAOM BR117, 2629 nucleotides. RefSeq lists its product as uncharacterized. Bases 38 to 2533 code for a protein of 831 amino acids. NCBI's taxonomy places the organism in Eukaryota, Fungi, Chytridiomycota, Chytridiomycetes, Spizellomycetales, Spizellomycetaceae. Gene Ontology annotation, molecular function: carbohydrate binding; hydrolase activity, hydrolyzing O-glycosyl compounds. Gene Ontology annotation, cellular component: extracellular region. Gene Ontology annotation, biological process: carbohydrate metabolic process. The record is from RefSeq and is a predicted model, not a curated record. The transcript has 6 exons.
UGUUUUCUUUUGGUUCUGCGAGUGUUUUUGAAUUGCGAUGAAGGUUUCUAAAUGCUUAUUUAUGAGUUGGGUGGGGUUGUUGGCGUGUAUUGGGUUGGUGGUUGGUGCGCCGGCGGCUCAACCUGCCAAGGCUGCCAAUGGGGAUUACACGUUUUCGGUUGGAGUGCAGUACACGGCAGGUCAGAUUGUUGAUUACCAGGGACUGCGGUACCGGGUUGUCGCCAACCACAUUAGUCAAGCGGAUUGGUACCCUGGUUGCUGUGCGGUGCUUUGGGAGCUUGUUGGUGCUUUGGAUGGUAGUUCCGCUGGAGGUGUUGUCGUCCCUGGUGGGGUCGUGUCCGGGACAACAGGAACUACAGUGCCACCGGGUACAGCUUGGUCUUCACGGACCUUUGCGCCGUAUGUUGAUAUUCUUCUUUGGCCGACUCUGGAUGUAUCUGCCGUGGCGCAGACGACUGGAGUGACGCAUUAUACCUUGGCCUUUGUGUUUGCGGAUACUGCCGGUAAUCCAGCAUGGGGGGGUGUUACGCCUGUCAGUAGCGGAUUCUAUUUGGAUAUUGUGUCCAAGUUGAGAGGGAUGGGAGGAGAUGUGAUUAUUUCUUUUGGAGGUGCCAUUGGCCAAGAGCUUGCGGCAGCCGUAGCAGACGUUGCCACCCUCCAAUCGAGAUACCAAGCUGUCAUCAACAAGUACCAACUCACCUGGGCCGAUUUUGACAUUGAAGGACCUUCCCUACUCGAUAAAGCAUCUGUUGAUAGACGUAACCAGGCGAUAGCAGGGCUUCAAAAGGCUAACCCAAAAUUGCUGGUUAGCUAUACCCUCCCUGUUUUGCCUAACGGUUUAACGGACGAUGGCGUCUACUUGUUGAAGAGUGCUGUAAAGUAUGGGGUUCGGGUUGAUGUCGUUAAUAUCAUGGCAAUGGAUUAUGGAUCCGGCGUCGCGCCUAAUGGUGCUACGGGUAUGGGCGGGUACGCCAUUUCGGCAGCCCAAGCAACCUACGCCCAAGCCCAAGCCGCCGGUCUCACGACUUCUAAAAUCGGAGUGACGCCAAUGAUUGGGCAAAAUGAUGUAGCAGGGGAAGUAUUCCGGUUAGAAGACGCCAAGCAGCUGGUUGAUUGGGCCAAAAGUGUCAGCUGGGUAGCCGAGAUUUCCAUGUGGAGUGUCAACCGUGAUACCUCUAAAGCUGGACCGCUGUAUGCUUCCAGUCAGUUAAAGCAGAAUGAUUACGAUUUUGUAAAGACGCUUGUUGCGUUUGAGGGUGGUGUGAUUGUUGGCGGUCAACCUGGCGCAUCAACGACUUGCCAGACGACAGCAGCAGCAACGACGGCAGUUGUUGUGCCGACACCGCCAACGACCCCUCCUCCAGCAGCAUCCGGAUGGGGCGCCAAAACAUUUGCUCCAUACGUGGAUGUACUGCUGUGGCCCACAUUGGACGUCUCGGCAGUCGCCCAAAAGACAGGUUCGCUGUACUACACUUUGGCAUUUAUCACGGCUGAUUCGGCCAAGAACCCCGCAUGGGGUGGGGUGACCAAAUGGUCAGAUAAAUUCUAUUUGGAUAUAUUGACAAAGUUGCGUGCUCUUGGUGGAGAUGCCAUUAUUUCUUUUGGAGGUGCUACGGGUACCGAACUAGCUCUGAGCGUCACGGACGCAACCCAAUUGCAAGCCAAAUACCAGUCUGUAAUUGAUACGUACCAGGUCACCUGGGUCGAUUUCGAUAUCGAGGGUGGUGCAUUGGGGAACAAGGCUUCUAUUGACCGCCGCAACCAAGCCAUUGCUGGUCUCCAAAAAGCUAAUCCAAAGCUUCUUGUGUCGUACACGCUACCCGUUCUUCCGACAGGCAUUACAGCCGACGGAGUCUACCUCUUACAAUCGGCGGUCAAGUACGGUGUCCGCGUUGACGUUGUCAACAUUAUGGCCAUGGACUAUGGCCCAGCAGCUGCACCUAACGGAGCAACCGGAAUGGGAGGAUAUGCCAUCCAAGCCGCUCAAGCAACGUACAUACAAGUUCAAUCCGCAGGUCUCAAAACGACAAAGAUUGGCGUGACACCCAUGAUUGGUCAAAAUGAUGUCCAAGGCGAGAUCUUUAGAACGGCAGAUGCAUCCCAGCUGCUGACGUGGGCCCAGCAAACAAUCUGGGUGGCCGAACUGGCCAUGUGGAGCAUCAACCGGGAUAACAGCGUCAAAGGACCCUUGUAUGCAUCAUCGCAGAUUACGCAGAAAGAUUACGAGUUUGCGGGUAUCUUUAAAGCGUUUAACGUCGCUGCUACAAAAACAGUUCAAGCGACCCAGGCUGCCACGUUGCCGCCGUUGAACUUGAAAGGUGGAAAGCCUCUAACGAGGAUUCAAGCUCGGGAAGCUGUUGAGCCCACCCAACGUGUUGAACGAGUCAAGGCUCGAGAAUGGACGUAUUAUCCGGUUCCCGAGGUACCAGAGCGUCCCGAAGAUCCAAAGGACCUCCCGGCUCCUGACCCAGAAUUGAUCUACACGCCGGAAAAGCGCGAACUGGCUGAUACUCCAGAGGUAGUGGGCUUUUGAAAGAUACCCUUGAGAUGUUACAGUGACACUUUUUAAGUGAAUGUGUGUGUGUGUUCGUGUGUGUGUGUAUAAUGUAUCGUCCAAAAAAACAGACAG